GAUGUGCCUCAUUAUAACAGCAGCAAGCGCGGCCGCCAUCCGGGGAGACCAACAGCAAGCAUGCCCGCACCCCGACGCCGCCACCCGUAGCCGCCCUCUGACGCCUUCCUGGGAUUGCAAGCCAGAGGAGGAGCCGGGCUCUGUGCAAGUGACCUCGCACGCCUUUGGUUGCCCGCUUUGUUUCGUUUUAUUUGAAUUUGCUGCUGCUGCCUGGGUCACAUCGUCUCCCUCCUCCCUCUCCUUUUCUUGCCUCCUCCUUUGCCUGGAGGACUGUUGGUGGGCAGCGUGUGUGUUGGAGGCGGGCUGUCGUCUCCCCUCCGUGGGCACCAUCGCAUGCAGAGAGCGGUGGAAUAGGAGGAGGCAAAGGCGCAAGAGGGCUCCCGCUUUCUCUCGCUGUCUCCUUUGACUCCCCCAAAGCAGCGCGGGCGGCCACUUCGCAAGGUGGUGCACACGCCGCUGCCGCCGCCGCGCUGUGCUUUCUUCCCUGGGUCAGUUUCAUCGGCUGAGAAGUCCACCGGAAACAUGGCGAGUGAUUCCCCAGCUCGGAGCCUGGACGAGAUAGACCUGUCAGCCUUAAGGGAUCCUGCAGGCAUCUUUGAACUGGUUGAGCUUGUUGGCAAUGGGACAUAUGGACAAGUCUAUAAGGGCCGCCAUGUUAAAACGGGGCAACUUGCAGCUAUUAAAGUCAUGGACGUCACUGGGGACGAAGAGGAAGAAAUUAAACAAGAAAUCAACAUGCUGAAAAAAUAUUCUCAUCACCGAAAUAUUGCUACUUAUUAUGGUGCUUUCAUUAAAAAGAACCCGCCAGGAAUGGAUGAUCAACUCUGGCUGGUGAUGGAGUUUUGUGGUGCUGGCUCUGUCACUGAUCUGAUCAAGAACACAAAAGGGAACACUUUGAAGGAAGAGUGGAUUGCCUACAUCUGCAGGGAAAUUUUACGGGGUUUAAGUCAUCUCCACCAGCACAAAGUCAUCCAUCGGGAUAUUAAGGGACAAAAUGUCUUGCUGACAGAAAAUGCAGAAGUUAAACUAGUGGAUUUUGGAGUCAGCGCUCAGCUUGACAGAACAGUUGGCAGAAGAAAUACAUUCAUUGGAACGCCAUAUUGGAUGGCCCCCGAGGUUAUUGCCUGUGAUGAAAACCCUGAUGCCACUUAUGAUUUCAAGAGCGAUUUGUGGUCCUUGGGGAUAACAGCCAUUGAGAUGGCAGAAGGAGCUCCUCCUCUGUGUGACAUGCAUCCUAUGAGAGCUUUGUUCCUCAUUCCUCGGAAUCCAGCCCCCAGGUUGAAAUCAAAGAAAUGGUCGAAAAAGUUCCAGUCCUUCAUUGAGAGCUGCCUAGUAAAGAAUCAUGGUCAGAGGCCUACCACUGAACAGCUGAUGAAGCAUCCGUUUAUUCGAGACCAGCCUAAUGAAAGACAGGUUCGCAUCCAACUCAAGGACCACAUUGACAGGACUAAGAAGAAGCGUGGAGAGAAAGAUGAGACUGAAUACGAAUACAGUGGAAGUGAGGAGGAAGAGGAAGAAAACGACUCUGGAGAACCCAGCUCCAUCCUAAACCUGCCUGGAGAGUCAACAUUAAGACGGGAUUUUUUGAGGCUUCAGCUUGCAAAUAAGGAACGCUCAGAGGCCCUCCGUCGGCAGCAGCUGGAGCAGCAGCAACGGGAGAAUGAGGAGCAUAAGAGACAGCUGUUGGCAGAGCGGCAGAAGAGGAUCGAGGAGCAGAAAGAACAGAGACGAAGACUAGAAGAGCAGCAAAGAAGAGAGAAGGAGCUAAGGAAGCAGCAAGAGAGGGAGCAGCGCCGGCAUUAUGAAGAGCAAAUGCGCCGAGAAGAGGAGAGGCGACGUGCCGAGCAUGAGCAGGAGUACAUCAGGCGACAGUUAGAGGAAGAACAGAGGCAGUUAGAGAUCCUGCAGCAGCAAUUACUGCAGGAACAAGCUCUACUUCUGGAGUAUAAGCGCAAGCAGUUGGAGGAGCAACGGCAGGCAGAGAGGCUACAGCGGCAGCUGCAACAGGAGAGGGACUACCUGGUUUCCCUCCAGCAGCAACAGCAGCAGCAGCGGCAAGAGCAGAGACCAGCUGAGAAGAAGCCCCUUUAUCAUUACAAGGAGGGGAUGAAUGCCAGCGAGAAGCCAGCUUGGGCAAAAGAGGUUGAGGAACGUUCCAGGCUCAACCGACAGAGCUCUCCAGCAAUGCCUCACAAGGUGGCCAACAGGAUAUCAGAUCCAAACCUGCCUCCUCGUUCAGAGUCUUUUAGUAUUAGUGGGGUUCAACCUGCUCGGACGCCACCCAUGCUCAGACCGGUGGAUCCACAGAUUCCACAUCUGGUCAGUGUGAAAUCCCAAGGACCUUCCUUGCCUGCCUCUCAGUCACUGCAUGAACAGCCCACAAAGGGAAUGGCUGGGUUUCAGGAGGCUCUGACGGUGACCUCUCACCGCACUGAGAUGCCAAGGCAGAACUCGGACCCCACCUCUGAAAACCCUCCUCUCCCCCCUCGUGUUGAAAAGUUUGACCGAAGUUCUUGGUUACGACAGGAGGAAGACAUUCCACCAAAGGUGCCUCAACGAACCACUUCCAUCUCACCUGCAUUAGCUCGGAAAAACUCUCCUGGAAAUGGCAAUGCCCUGGGACCUCGGCUAGGCUCACAGCCAAUAAGAGCAAGUAACCCAGACCUGCGGAGGACAGAGCCCAUCAUUGAAAACCCCUUGCAGAGGACCAGCAGUGGCAGCUCCUCCAGCUCAAGCACGCCAAGCUCACAACCCAGUUCACAGGCAGGCUCACAACCUGGAUCCCAAGCUGGCUCUAGCGAACGGAACCGGGUCAGAGGAAAUGCCAAGCCUGAAGGAUCGCCCAUUCUCUCUCACGAGCCAGCUAAGAUAAAACAGGAAGACAGCAAGGACAUGACGCGACCGAGCCGACCUGCUAGCUAUAAGAAAGCAAUAGAUGAGGAUCUGACUGCCUUAGCCAAAGAACUGAGGGAACUGCGAAUUGAAGAAACCAACAGACCUUUGAAGAAAGUUACCGAUUACUCCUCCUCAAGCGAGGAGGAUGAAAGCAGUGAAGAGGAAGAGGAGGAUGGAGAGAAUGAAAUACAAGAUGGGACUGUGCCUGUCAGUGACAUUCCAAGGCUUAUACCCACAGGAAUGCCUGGAAACAAUGAGGCCUACAACCUAGGAAUGGUGUCAAGCCAUGGUCUAGAACCAUCUCAUACGGAUACAUUUAGCAGUAUUUCAAGGGAAGGGACUUUAAUGAUAAGGGAGACCUCUGGUGACAAAAAACGCUCUGGCCACACAGCCAGCAAUGGUUUUGCCGGCCAUGUCAAUCUUCCAGAUUUGGUGCAGCAAAGCCACUCUCCUGCGGGCACGCCGACUGAGGGCCUGGGGCGAGUCUCCACCCAUGGGCAAGAGAUGGACUCUGUGUCAGAAUAUGGCAUGGGAAGUAGUACGAAAGCGUCCUUCGCUCCAUUUGUGGAUACCAGGGUGUAUCAGACUUCCCCUACUGAUGAAGAUGAAGAUGAUGAUGAAGAGUCAGCUGCCACGGCGUUGUUUACCAGUGAGCUGCUGAGGCAAGAACAAGCCAAACUUAAUGAAGCAAGGAAAAUUUCGGUAGUAAAUGUGAACCCCACCAACAUUCGUCCUCAUAGCGACACACCAGAGAUCCGAAAGUACAAGAAACGCUUCAAUUCAGAAAUACUUUGUGCUGCUCUUUGGGGUGUAAACUUACUGGUGGGAACUGAGAAUGGGCUCAUGCUGCUGGAUCGGAGUGGACAAGGGAAGGUUUACAACCUGAUCAACAGGAGGCGGUUCCAACAGAUGGACGUGCUAGAAGGAUUAAAUGUCCUUGUAACGAUCUCAGGAAAGAAGAACAAAUUACGAGUUUACUAUCUUUCAUGGUUAAGGAACAGAAUAUUACACAAUGACCCAGAAGUAGAAAAGAAGCAAGGCUGGAUCACGGUUGGAGAUUUGGAAGGCUGCAUACAUUACAAAGUUGUGAAAUAUGAGAGAAUCAAGUUCUUGGUGAUUGCCUUAAAGAAUGCUGUAGAGAUAUAUGCUUGGGCUCCUAAACCGUAUCACAAGUUUAUGGCAUUUAAGUCUUUUGCAGAUCUCCAGCACAAACCAUUGCUCGUUGACCUCACAGUCGAAGAAGGCCAGAGGUUAAAGGUCAUCUUUGGAUCUCACACUGGUUUCCAUGUGAUCGACGUAGAUUCGGGGAACUCUUACGAUAUCUACAUACCUUCUCAUAUUCAGGGCAAUAUCACGCCUCACGCCAUUGUCAUCUUACCCAAAACGGAUGGAAUGGAGAUGCUUGUGUGCUAUGAGGAUGAAGGGGUGUACGUUAACACCUAUGGACGGAUAACAAAAGACGUGGUGCUUCAGUGGGGAGAAAUGCCCACUUCAGUGGCUUACAUCCACUCCAAUCAAAUCAUGGGCUGGGGCGAGAAAGCUAUUGAAAUACGAUCAGUGGAGACAGGGCAUUUGGAUGGAGUAUUUAUGCACAAGCGUGCUCAGCGGUUAAAGUUUCUAUGUGAAAGAAACGAUAAGGUAUUUUUUGCAUCUGUGAGAUCUGGAGGAAGUAGCCAAGUGUUUUUCAUGACUCUCAACAGAAAUUCCAUGAUGAACUGGUAACAAAAGGGCACUCAGUGCUUACCUUGACUCCAAGAUUUUUAAUUAUAAAGAACAUUGGAACAUGUGGACUAACACUUUAGAGGCAGGUGAAGAAGACAUCGUGGAACACGUUGCUUCCUUCCGUGAACACACCCACACUCACGCAGACACACUCCAAGAAUGCGCACCUUUACUGUUGUGGCUUAGGAAUGGAGGUUUACCCAAGAUCACAAGAAUGCAGCACUGUAUUUGGGCAGAAAUUGACAAGCGUGCAAGAGGUUUUGCAGAAGAAAUCUCCUUGAGGUCUUCAGAUUAAGCUGUGAUCAAGUGGGUUAUACUUUUUUUUUAAUUUUACUUUUUUUUCUUUGUCCCUCUAUUUGUAAGAAUGGGGACAAGUGUCAAACAGAGUCUCUGUUUUUAAUUUUGUCUGCCUGCUAGCAUCGAAUAUAUAGUAUGUUGUAAGGUUACCAAUUAAAAACUGGUGAGAGACAGCACAAUAAAUGUACCAUUUUAUCUUUGUGUUGGGAGGCCCUAACCAUACAGCUGGUUAACUUUUAUAAAAUCUCUGCCUUUACCAACAUUUCUGUGUUACUUUUACAAACAACAGGUUGACAAAUUUUAAAUAAGAGAUAUAAUAGGAUUUCCCCCCCUUCUUUGGGGAAAUGGAUUCUAAAUGGCUAAACUGUUAGCCUUAGACUAUAAUAAAAUCAAAGUACCAAUUUUUUGUCAACCUGUCAGUCCAUACUUCUGUAUGGAUCUUCAUAUAUAAUGGUGCUUGUUGAGAGGCAUACCAGUGCCAUCCUUGGCUGUCAUUCCAAACGUUGGCCUUAGUGUUACUUUGCCUUUCCCUAAGCUGUAACAUGAAAUGUAUCGUAACAAAAUUGCAGGGUGAGAAGUGAAUUGAGAUCUAGGAAGAUUCUGAAGGUUGACUAAAGAGUGCUCUAAAGCAUCUGAUGAAGGAGCCAUCAAAUUUGGAUGUAUCGUGUCUGGGUCCUGCCUGCUGUGUACAGUUGUACUUUGCUUUUAGGGGGCUGAUUCUUUCAGAGACUGCUUUUAUCCUCCAACUCCCACUGAAGUCACCAUGAGCCAACAGCAUUUACAUCUUUACAAGGUGGGAGUCAUCAGUGUUGAUGGACAUUUGCCCUCUUCCUUGUCUGUUGGUGUCCUGUUCUGAACAUGAAGGAAGAAAGUCCUGAAAUCAUCAUCCCUUGGUGUGUGGGAUGCGAGAAGAACACAUCACAAGAAUAUAGUAGACUGGAAGAAGGAUUUUUGUUGACCAAGAAUCUGAUGCUUAAAUCCACCCUUUGCUGCCCACCUAUAUAGCAAACACCGAUAUGUGUGCAGAAGUAUGUAUGUAAUUCAUUUGGGUUGACCUGUGUCCUUAUAUGCUCUGUUCAGAUUAUUUCCAAUUUUAAGUAGGUUAUGUACAACAUUACUACUAUCUUCAAGCAUGGAUUCCCCCAUUGGUCUGUCGAUGUAACAAAAUUGGAUCUGUGUUGCUGUUUUUAACCUACCUCAUUUUAUUUUUGUUUCAGUUAGCUUUUCCUUGUUACCGCCAGCAAACACCCAGAGAGUUUGGCUGGCUAGCUCCAAAGUUUUAAAGGAGAACACUCUCCUCAGUAACCAAUCGUGGCUGAACCGACUGGCCAUCUUUAAGGAGCAGGAAAUGAAGACCAUGCUGCCUGUUUUUAGUUUUCCUCCAACUUUUCCUCCAUGCCGCAGUUCUCAUAGACCAGUUGAUGAGUCAGUGGCCACCAUGCUGUGGGUUAGAGGAGCAGGCCUGUUGACAGGCUUGCAGCCUCGCCAGGAUCACAUGAAAGCGCUGACUGAACCAUGUGGGGAUGGCCACAAUUUCCAUUAUUGGUGCAGCUUAGAGAAGAGUUGCUUCAACUGUGCACUGUCAAAGACUGCAUGCUCAGCCAUCACAUGGAGCUGUGAUCCCGGCUAGACUGCAAGCCUGAUGGCCAGCCCAAACACUCUGAGGCUAUCACACGAGGGGUUCACCAGCUGUACAAAGCAGCCCAUUGAGGCACGCACAUACCAUUUCUAAGGGAGGUGCAAAACCCCUCUGGCCUGCUACCUGCUCUGUUGGUAUGUGCAGUGAGAAAGGAUCAUAUGUCUGUCACUCCCCAACCCUACCUCACUACUCCAUGCAACACCAGUGACAGUAUGCAACGCUGGAUGACUCUUUGGGCUCUGUGCUAUAGAGCAGGAAUCCAGCCCAGUUGGGGCUCUGCUACAACAAAGUUAUGCCUCUCUUGCUCUUUAAGCCAGACUGUUUAAAAAUCCUCCACAUGGUGGCUGACAUCGUGACUAAUGUGCUCCCACAAAGCUGUUGCGCUAGCUAGUUGCACUAAGUCUGGAGCUCGUGUUUCAGACUACUUUUGCACUCGCUGUGGUAGGCUUCAUAUGUUUUGCAAGGAUCUUUUGCAUAGGAAUGCAGUUCCAACAAUCUCUGUGCUUUACAGCAACUAUGUGAUCUUUUCGCACUAGUGCAACUUUGUUCGUUAUGCAAGGGCAGCAUUAGUCAGGAUGUCGACUGGUGGCCUUUCCCAAAAUCAAUGUGGCAGGGGGAAACAGUGGCUGCAGUUUCUAUCCACGGGAGAAUGUAUCAGUUUUGUUUCUAUAACAAAAGAGGAAAAGGAUCAUGAAUUGAGUCAGUAAUACCGAGUCCAGCCACUCCUUCUCCAAAUAGGUGUCCAUUCCCUCAGGAAAUAGAAUACUGAGUCCACUCCUGGCUAUUUUCACUAAAAAUAAAAUAAAAAUUCGGUUUUAUUUUUAAGCUACAAAUUGAAUUUAAGUGAGCAAUGUUAAGUAAGCCUGAAAUGAACAAUUGACUAUCUUACAUACUAAAUAUUGCCAUCGGCUCAUUCCCUGUGCAUAAUGAAAAUACAUAAGUAGCCUCAAAAACUAGACAUUGACCCCAUUAUUCUCCCCCCCCCCCCACUGCUCUGCACACACUCAGCUGGUCCAUUGCUGUGUUUGCAACCAAGUAGCUCAUUGUAAGUUCAUUGUCCUGAAAAUGAUCUUUUUAAUGCAUUCGUAGCUGAAUACAAGUUGAUUCCAUUUGCAAGGAUGGCUGUAUGCAAAUCUGUACCAGGAGGUUAAUGCAGAGAAUCACAAUAAUGGAGUAAAAGAGCCAUCUGGAUCCACCCACCCUAAGAGAAGAACAUAGAAAGUGAGCAAAAUGCACCUCUAGCGUAUCCUUGCCAGCUUUCAAAGAACACUCUUCCAGGUGAAGAUGUACGAGAGGCAACUCUACUUAGGUGAAUACUACCCACCUCUAACUUCCCAACAUGCAUUACCUUUUCCUGGGGUGCUGGGGUAUAAUUUUCAAGUGGCAUUACUUUAGCAAGUGUCAAAAAGGAGGACAGCAGAGCCUCUGCCAGCCACCAGCACUUUAAUUACCAUACUACUUAUGCUGGAGAAGAACAAAACUGUCCCCCCAGCCAAUGCCAAUGAGGUUGCCAUAGCUUUGCCCAGGACUGCAUAUCAUGCUAACUCACUCAGCAAUAGGGCAUGCUUCUUAGAAUAGUGAGCCACCUAGAUUCAUUCUAGCAAGGGGAAUUGCCCUCAGCAUCUGGACAGAGCUAACAAAAAGCACCUCAGGAGUGCCCCUAAACUGGAUGCUCAUGCCAGGAGUGACAAAUUGAGAGAGGCCUACUGUCACAGCAAAAUAUCUUGACAAAACUUUGUACCUUUGUGUUUAGUUAAAUAAAUGGGGCAGAUGUGAAGGCUUAGUGAAGCACUUAAACCAAGAGCUCCCACUGAUGGAUGAGAAGUAUCUCACAUUUUAUUGGGCCAGAAUAAUGGCCCAGUAACAACCAUGCCCCUCUGCUAGUGGCCGAAAUGAAACUUUUCCAAGGAAAAUGGUCAGAAGCAAACCAGUGAGUGUUCUGUUCCCUUUGGUUCAUUACUGACUUCCAGCAUUCCAAGUUGAUGUGACAUUUUGAGACUGAGAAUGCUAUGGUUGGUAAUAGCCCCACCACCACCACCAGCCAUUGAUGAAACCCAGCCCUCUUGUGAGACAGUUUCAAGCUCUGCCCCCUCUUAUUUUCCAACCCAGUGAUACCAUGAGCCUUGUACAACUUCCCAUGCCAAAUGAGUUCAAUCGAGCCCCAAUGUGUAGGCAAAAACAACUUUCUGGGGUCAGUAUUAAACCUACCACCUCUUGAGCUUGCUUUUUCUCUUCCCCAUAUACGCCUUAUGUUUCUUUCUACUGCUGUAAUGAGAGGACAACAUGAAGAAGGAAAAUAUUCAAAACAAACUGAGCAAUAAUGUUUCCAACUCAGUUAAGCCACUAUUUCUAACUGCUGGGGACUGGUAUGAGUUAAUAGCAAGCUUCAUGGCACAUGGCAACUGCCACCAGCUAUUUUAUGUCUUUGCUGUGGUUACCUUUUAAACCGGAAGCGUCUUAUUAAAUUAUGUUGAAAACUUGA
This is a messenger RNA of Hemicordylus capensis (graceful crag lizard), 9035 nucleotides long. It is a transcript of the gene TNIK, whose product is annotated as TRAF2 and NCK interacting kinase. Lineage: Eukaryota; Metazoa; Chordata; Lepidosauria; Squamata; Cordylidae. Gene Ontology annotation, biological process: protein phosphorylation. The record is from RefSeq and is a predicted model, not a curated record. The transcript has 33 exons. The coding region runs from base 523 to 4617 and encodes 1364 amino acids. Gene Ontology annotation, molecular function: ATP binding; protein kinase activity.